This is a messenger RNA of Diorhabda sublineata, 908 nucleotides long. RefSeq names its product alpha-endosulfine (gene endos). The record is from RefSeq and is a predicted model, not a curated record. The transcript is spliced from 2 exons. The coding region runs from base 185 to 541 and encodes 118 amino acids. Lineage: Eukaryota; Metazoa; Arthropoda; Insecta; Coleoptera; Chrysomelidae. Gene Ontology annotation, molecular function: protein phosphatase inhibitor activity. Gene Ontology annotation, cellular component: cytoplasm.
UUAUCGAAUUUUUGACAUUUUCGUAUACUCUAAUCUACUGGUUCCGAUUUUAACUAUUGUCUAUAAACAAUGAUGGAUUACUUUGUUUUUUGAGUAUAUAUAAAUACAUUUUUUAUUUCUCCUAUCAACUUCAAAGUUUCUUGAAACACGCAAGAACAUUCGGCGGUGAUAUUUUCUAAUCAAAAUGAGUGAACAAGAACAACCUGUAGCUGAAUCUUUAUCUCCACAAGAGUUGGAGAAACAAGAAGAAGCUAAACUGAAAGCCAAAUAUAAUAUUGGUCCAAACCAAGGACUAGGAUUAAAAGCUAGUGGACAUUCGGCAUUCCUACAAAAACGUUUAUCAAAAGGUCAGAAAUAUUUCGAUUCUGGCGACUAUCAAAUGGCUAAACAAAAAUUCGGAAAUGUUGCUAAUAAAGCAGGCCUUCAACUACCCGGACCAAUUCCAUUUGUAGGUACAGGUGAAGCUAUUCCUACUCCAGAAAGUGUCCCAGUGAGAAAAACUUCUUUAGUACAACCAUCAAAAUUUUCAAAUAUUAGUUAGGAACACUAUUCUUCUGGAUUCUUUAUAAUAAGUACUAUUUAUGUUGAAUAUAUAAUUAAGUUUUUAUCAAAAUUUUAAUUAGUGUAUGGUGUUUGGAAUUAAUAACAUUGGUGAAUCAUUUACUAAUUAAAAGUUAAAUUCAAAAAAAAUAAAAAUCUAGAAAGUUGUAUUUGCUGUCCUCAUUUUUCUCUCCUUAAUCUCUCUAUAUCAGGAAAAUGAAAAAAAUAAUACCAUGGGAGGUCCAAAAGCUUCACAGAAAUCGGUGCAUUUUGUAGAUCCAUUUACAAACAGCCUACAAAAAUUUGUAUAAAAUUAUAACUGUCUUUUAUUUUUAUUUUUUUGACAAUUAGAAUUAAACAUAUUUUCU